UGCGAGGACUCUCCGCCCCGACACGCCCAAUCCAUUUCGGACCUUUUUGUCCAUUUUGUACUUUACAUUUUGGACACCCAUCAUCAGCACAUGUGCACAUCCUACCUACCGCUAUCCAACAUAUGAACAGUCUCUACCUGGUCAAUAACUAGAUUUUGCAUUAUACAAACGUUUCUCGUCGUUUGCCAACGUCACGCUAUCCCUACCCACCUUCUCCGGACACUUGUUGGUUCUGCGCUUUGAACGCCGUUGCCUGUGAAAGGGGCAAAUCAUAGGUCCCUUGUCCUCACUUGUAUUCUCCGUCCCUCGCAUCUACUCUACUGUUAAGAAGUACGGUGGCCGUUCAGCUUGUUUCUUCCGUUUCGGCAUCUUUUCCCAUUCUGGGGAUAAAAAUAUACCCAACUCCACAAUGACGAUUCGAUUCCAGAUCGAAGAGGAGGGGCGAGAGCAUUUCUCAAAGGUUGCUACAGCCUUAUGGCGUAGUAAGCGGUGUGUUGUUGUUACGGGUGCUGGGAUUUCGGUUUCUGGGGGCAUACCGGACUUUCGGUCCGCCGACGGUCUCUACAAUCUUGUAAAAGAGAAAUAUCCCAACGCUAUUGUCAAAGGCAAAGAUCUGUUUGACGCCACGCUUUUCAAAGACCCAGUGUCCACAUCCCUCUUUUACACAUUUAUGGCGGAACUCAAGCAAGUCAUUAACCAAGCCAACACGACUCCUACACACCACUUUGUCAAGGAUCUUGACGAACGAGGACAGCUCCUUCGCUGUUAUACGCAAAACAUUGAUUGUUUGGAGCUAAGAUUGCAAAUGUCGUGCGAUUUGAGCAAUAAGCAGAGCGCGAGGAUUGUGCAACUGCAUGGGGAUUUAGACCAUGUUGUGUGUACAAUCUGUCAGGCCAUGUUUGACUUUAGCGAUACCUUUCGAGAUGAUUUCAAAGAAGGCGGGCCUCCGUCUUGUCCGACCUGUGUUGAGAUGGAGGGAGUGAGGAUUGCAGCUGGCAAGCGGCCUUUACCUAUUGGGACUUUGAGACCCAACAUUGUUUUGUAUAAUGAGCAUCACUCGCGAGGCGAUCAAAUCGCCGACAUGACUGCUUACGACGUCAAGAAACGCCCUGAUAUGCUCAUCGUCAUGGGAACAUCACUUAAAGUAGUAGGCAUCAAGCGCCUCGUCAAAGAUCUCGCUAAAUCUGUGCAUGAGCUGCGAAACGGCCAAGUAGUAUUCAUCAACAACACGGAAAUUGGACAUAAGGAAUGGGACGACGUCUUUGAUUACCAUAUUUUAGGCAAAACGGAUGACGUUGUCGCUGAGUUGGAGCAGGAAAUGAAAAGGUUGGAUGUGAUCGCCCAGCUGAGAGCGCAAAAGUUGGCGAGAGCGCGAGAGCAGAAAGAACUGGCGAGUUUUGUAGAGAGGGAUCCUACCCGGGACCUUCAGCUACCAAUAAUGGCCAACAAUGAAUCAGGUGUAGAUCGCCUCGUAGAAGUUGGCACCACCGACCUGUCUGCCGGGGCCCUCAUGAGUAAACCAUCGCAGUCAGCGUCCUCUAAAGCCACACUAGGGAAAUCCUCACGCAAACCCAGCAAACCAACAAAGACCAGAGCAACGCCCAAGACCGCAAAAGGCAAAGAAUCAUCAUCCUCCGGCAAAACCAAGGCCGCCUGCCCAGACAUUCUGUCAUUUAUGCAAGUCAAAAAACCCCAAGGGUGUACCGACAACAAAUCCGUCACACUCGACCCUCCUCGCGGCCGAUGCGACGCGUCCGCCAACCGAGACCGUUCCACCACUCCCACAGGCAGAGAGUCUACCUCCCCACCUCAAAGCCCCAGCAAACGAGGCGCCAAAUCUGCACCGGGGAGUCCAAGCAAGAAGCAAAAGAUGGUCGUAGAGGUUGAAGAAGAAGAUUCGUCCGUUCCACCCCUUAUCCGAGAAGAAUCGGUUGCAGAUGAAGAAACAUGUAUGCCACCCAUCCUCCUAACGGUGCCUCCCAAAACAAAACCACCCCGACAACCACGGAAGAAACCAGCGGCAAAAAAGCCCCCUGCAAAGAAAAAACCGGCUGUCACGCAGCAACUACCCAUUACUUGUACGCUCAAGACCGUCAAACCCCGAAACACGUUGACAUCGAUUGUAGCAGGGAAACCAGAUGUCGAUUCUCCGCCUCCGUUAUGUGUACGCAAGAGUGCUAGGUUGCUAGCAAAGACAUAGCGAUUGUAUAUAUUUAUAUAAACGCAAUAAAUGGGCUUAAUGUGAUA
This is a messenger RNA of Spizellomyces punctatus DAOM BR117, 2247 nucleotides long. RefSeq lists its product as uncharacterized. The coding region runs from base 410 to 2200 and encodes 596 amino acids. Lineage: Eukaryota; Fungi; Chytridiomycota; Chytridiomycetes; Spizellomycetales; Spizellomycetaceae. The transcript has 4 exons. The record is from RefSeq and is a predicted model, not a curated record. Gene Ontology annotation, molecular function: NAD+ binding.